UUCUUCCUCCUCCUGGACGUUUUUACGUAAACGGAUCUAUCUAGCUAUGACCGAAGCUACCCGUGAGGUAGUGGUCCCCAAAACAUGUCUCCUAUCCCCUGGGUUAACAUGCUGAAUAUGACCGGGGACGGGAAUCUCCCUGCCGCCUGAACCAGCGGUUUACUUUACUGCAGCGAGUCAACUAGAGCGUUAAAACAAACCGAGGUAACAGGCGGGCUCUUUAUUUAUUCAAGAGAACAUGGCGGAGUUUUCGCCCGUCCUGUCGAUGCGGGAUGGAGGAGGACGAUUUGGCCAACCCAUCUUCCCUCGGUCCAGGUCCGGUUCCGAGUCAGAGAGCGAACUGUCCCAGAGCCUGGCCCGGACCAAGAUCCGCUCGUACGGAAGCACAGCUAGCGUCACGGCUUCUCUGGGAGAGAAAUACAUAGAGCAUCGGGUUACAGACAGUGAUACCCUGCAAGGGAUUGCUCUCAAAUAUGGUGUUACGAUGGAGCAAAUCAAGAGAGCCAACAAGCUGUUCAGCAAUGACUGCAUUUUUCUGAAGAAUAGCCUCAACAUCCCUGUGGUGUCGGAGAAGCGCUACAUAUUUAACGGACUGUCUCUGGAGUCUCCUGAUGGGGACAGUGAAGCAGCAUGCCAGGAGGCAGAUACACCUUGUGUUAUGUUGCAGGAUAUCGAGGGACCCUCGCCAGCCCCAUCCCCGCCCCCAGAGGAGCUGUCAGCCAAAGACUUCUUACACAGACUGGACUUGCAAAUUAAACAAUCAAAACAGGCAGCACGCAGGCUGAAAGAAGAGGAAUUAAGGAACAAUGAGGAGGACUACACAACCCCAACAACGUCAUAUCAGGAGAUAUAAAGGACCAGUCCGUUUACUACGCACGCACACACACACACAACCACAACCCCAUCGCUUUUUUGUCUCUUUACCUUUUUGCUUUUACCAAACCAUGUUGAAGAAAAGUGCGUUUGCCUUUUUAUUUAAUGAAAUGUUUGCCUUUUUAUUUAUUGAUAUGCAAUUAUUAAGAUGUAUAUGAUUGUUUUCGUUUUGUUCUACUUGGAGGCUUGACAGCGCAGAGGCGCAUCUGAUAUACUGUACAUAGCAUCUGAGCACACAUGCUCAACUCAUCCUAUGCUUCUGAAGCUGCUGUACAGAACCCACAUGCUACACACACACACACACACACACACACACACAUACACACACAGCGCUAAGCAGUUCCAGAAGGAUAAGCUUGUUAGACUUGCUAACUGCUUCUGAUGUGCUUAAUCGCCACCUAGAAUAGUAUCAUUGGGAAGUAUAUUCAGGCCUUCCUCAUCAGUGUUUACCUUGUUUCAGCACACCCCAAACAGAAGUGGUGGAUGGACUCAAACCUUUGAACAAGUUCCAUUUGCCUCAUAGAUGCCUUUUCUUCGGGGGAAAAAGAAGGGACUGCUCUAUUUUUGAAGUGUGAAUGCAUUAUUUAUGUGUGUGGAGAACUGUCUGUAACAGUUGUGUUAUGUGCUUUUAAAUUCUAUUUGUUUUAUUUGAAGAGAAUAAAUAUGUCAUUAAACCAGA
Molecule: messenger RNA, 1552 nt
Organism: Perca fluviatilis (European perch)
Lineage: Eukaryota; Metazoa; Chordata; Actinopteri; Perciformes; Percidae
Gene: lysmd2
Product: LysM, putative peptidoglycan-binding, domain containing 2
Exons: 3
Coding region: 239-853 (204 amino acids)
Source: RefSeq, a predicted model, not a curated record